This is a messenger RNA of Ilex paraguariensis (yerba mate), 1023 nucleotides long. The record is from the annotation of a GenBank genome assembly. Lineage: Eukaryota; Viridiplantae; Streptophyta; Magnoliopsida; Aquifoliales; Aquifoliaceae.
AUGGAGGGGGCUCUGAGCUUUCUUGUUUGGUCCAUUAUAAUUUUGUCAUCAGCCUUUCUCCUCCUCUUUCGCCGGAAAAAAUCCGCCGACAAUUGGCCACCACCAGGGCCGCCCGGGUGGCCAUUAUUCGGUCACAUGUUCGAUCUUGGUAUCAUGCCCCAUAAGACCUUAUAUGGUCUUAGAGAGAAAUAUGGCCCUGUUAUUUGGCUCAAGCUUGGUUCCAGAAACACUAUGGUGCUGCUUACUGCCAAGGCUGCCACCGAGUUUUUCAAGAACCAUGACCUCUCCUUUGUGGAUCGCUCGGCCGCCACCGUGUUUUUCAAGAACCAUGACCUCUCCUUUGUGGAUCGCGCGGUCACCGAGACCAUGAGAUCCCAUGGAUUCAACCAGGGUUCCGUGGCCCUCGCCCCUUAUGGCACGUACUGGAGAGUGUUAAAGCGUAUAAUGACCGUUGAAAUAAUAGUGAACAAAAGGAUCAAUGAGACAAUUUCCAUUCGGCGAAAAUGUGUCGAUGACAUGUUGUCAUGGAUUGAAAAGGAGGCCAAUGUAGCAGCUAAGAACAAUAGUGGAAUUCAUGAGGCCAAUGUAGCAGCUAAGAACAAUAGUGGGAUUCAAGUGGCCCGAUUUAUAUUUUUUGCUUUAUUCAACAUGCUUGGAAACCUGGCAGUUUCGCGGGACUUGGUGGAUCCAGAAUCAAAACAAGGGUCGGAGUUCUUCAAUGCUAUGAUCGGACUAAUGGAGUGGACGGGCCAUCCAAACGUGGUAGACGUGUUUCCAUGGCUGAGAUGGCUCGAUCCACAGGGUUUGAGGAGGCAGAUGGACCGCGACCUUGGGAACGUCUUGAGAAUCGCUUCUGGGAUUGUGAAGGAGCGGAUGGAAGAGCUGCGAGGUAGUAGAGAAAAGAAGGACUUCUUGGAUGUGUUGCUAGAAUACGAAGGUAAUGGAAAGGAUGAGCCAAAGAAAAUAUCAGAACAUGACCUCAGCAUAAUCAUACUGGUAAUAACUAGUUACAUUCUUGCAUGA